AUGGCCAGAGAAGGAGGUUCCAAGGGUCGCGGAGGUGGAGGAGUUGCUGGCGCUGGCGCCAAGACUUGCAACAAGUGCUACCAAGUCGGACAUCUUGCAGCGAACUGCUAUGCUAAUGGACAGGCGAGUAGGAACCCCCCUAAGCAGUGUGGAAAGUGUAGCAAGACCGGCCAUCUCACGGCAGAGUGUCGCCAAGGCAAAGGUGCCAAUACUGCGGCGAAGCAUUUCGCCUGCACAGUCUGCAAGAUGAACAACCACACGACAGCAGACUGUACGAGGAAAGGCAAGGCAGGUUCAACGACCAAGACUGGACCCAGGGUGACAAGACCGUGUAGGUGGUGCAGCGAGAUGCACCUGGACCGCGACUGUCCCGUCAAGGGCGGAAAUUACGGCGGAAGCAGCACGAGUCACGACGAGGAUGUCAUUAUGGUCGAUGCCUUCGGACCGGCAUGGGUCGAUCCUGCUUGCCAUCACUGCGGCGUCCAGCACUUCUCCAACGACUGCCCUUCCAUCCUCCUCCACCCGCAGCCAGGACAGUUCCGAUUCCCGCGCUUCACGGCCCCGACCCAGCCAGGCAAGACUGUUUGGGACGCCGCGCACCAUCGCGAUGAGGAGGACGACAAUGGCGACGCGUAUUCACACUUCCGCUUCGUUAACCAUAACCUGAACACGGCGUUCUACAUUUCUUUCAAGAUGGUUGUAGGAAACCCGCAAGAGGAAGUCCGGGUAGAUGCUGAUGGGGAUGUCAUCAUGACAAGUGACUGGUAA
Molecule: messenger RNA, 768 nt
Organism: Drepanopeziza brunnea f. sp. 'multigermtubi' MB_m1
Lineage: Eukaryota; Fungi; Ascomycota; Leotiomycetes; Helotiales; Drepanopezizaceae
Molecular function (GO): nucleic acid binding; zinc ion binding
Source: RefSeq, a predicted model, not a curated record